Serendipita indica DSM 11827 is the source of this 1539-nucleotide messenger RNA. Lineage: Eukaryota; Fungi; Basidiomycota; Agaricomycetes; Sebacinales; Serendipitaceae. The record is from the annotation of a GenBank genome assembly.
AUGUCUUCUCCAACGGAAAGAGAUCCCCUGCCACCUAAUCACAAUGCCAUCGGAUCUUCGGCUACAAACAUCAAUGCCGUUUCGAGACCGACCCUCAUCUGGAUCCGAGCUGCGAUAUGUAUUCCGGUCUUUCUCAGUGCAAUGGAUGGAACAAUUGCUGCAACACUUCAACAGCCCAUUGGUGAAUCCCUUGAACUAUCAUAUAUAUCAUAUAUAGCGAGCUACGUAGGAGCGAGUUAUCUACUGUCCACGUGCUGCUUUACGCCUCUAUAUGGGCGCUUGUCAGACAUUUUCGGACGCAAAGGAGCAAUGCUCCUUGCACUCACACUCUUUACAAUUGGGAGGCUUCUAUGUGUUACCGCUCCGUCCAUGGAAGCACUCAUCGCAGGACGAGUAAUUGCUGGCAUGGGAGGUGGAGGUGUUAUGACAGUGUCCAAUAUCACGGUCACGGAUCUUAUCCCAUUGAGGUAUCGUGGACUAUUUCAGGGACUUCUCAAUAUUCUUCUCGGUGCUGGUGUUGGGCUUAGUGGGCCGCUCGGUGACUGGAUCUCUGAUAAUUUUUGCUGGAGGAUUGCAUUUGGCUUUCAAGUUCCACUCCUCGUCCUUGCAGCGAUCCUCGUCUCAAUCCAUGUCAACAUUAUCCUUCCCAAAGCACCUUUGACACUCAAGCAGAAGCUAGCCAAGGUCGACUGGCUUGGUUCAGUGACAUUGGUUGUCGCCGUGUCUUCCAUCUUGAUCGGGUUUAGCUUCCAGGCGACAGAAGACCUCGACUGGUCCGAUCCACUCGUGUGGGGACCGUUAGUCUUCAGUAUAUUUACAUUUGCCUCGUUCUGGCUCGUCGAGGCGAAAGUAUCCCCGGAACCUGUGCUACCGAUGCGACUUUUACUCAGCCGAACGCCGCUGGCUGUUGCGUUGACAAACUUUUUCGGUUCUGUUGUCAGCUUCUCGGUGCUGUACAACGUUCCACAGUACUUUAUGGCACUCGCGCUAUCCGUCGGAUCUGUCGGUGCCGGAUGGGUUAUGCGCCGUCCUGGCAAGUAUUGGUGGGUGAUCAUCGCGAGAACAGCGCUCUCUUUGUUCGCUUCUAUUCGUAUCGCCACCUGGGACCAGAACCAACCGUCGGAAUUCGACUUCUGGUUUGAUGUCAUACCUAAUGGGUUGGGUUUCGCGGCGAUGUUGACGUCCACCCUCAUUGCAAUUAUCGCGUGUAUCUCACGAGAAAACAUGGCUGUUGCCACUGGAAUCACAUACCUCUUUCGUACCACAGGUCAAGUGCUCGGCGUGAGCUUAUCAGAAACGUUGUUUCAAGCCAUAUUGAUGAAGCAGCUGCGAGAAAGGAUGCCAGGUCCUGACGCCAGUAUCAUUAUCAACACCGUCAGACACAAUGCAGGACUAGUCAGUUAUCUUGAAGGUGCUCAGCUACAGGCAGCUGUCGACUCAUUUGCGAUCGCAUUGAGGGUGGUUUUCAUCUGCCAAACUGCAUUAUCUUUGAUCACGAUGAUGUGCGCCCUACCGAUUGAGGAAAAACCGCUUCCAUAG